CAAGUAGAAUCAUAGCAGCAUUAACACUGUAUAAUUUACCAUCACGAUGGCUUUCCGAUUGAUUCGUAAUAUUGUAAGAAAUUUAUUUAAUAAGCCUACAAAUGCUGCACCAAAAAGUGCAUCAAUUGUUGCAUCGACCUCGUCACGAAACUUUUCUUCGGAAGUGAAGAAAGUUACAUUAAUUCCAGGCGAUGGAAUCGGACCGGAAAUUUCAGCAGCAGUCCAACAAAUUUUUCAAGCCGCUAAUGUUCCAAUCGAAUGGGAAACUGUCGAUGUAACACCUGUCCGUCAUCCUGAUGGUAAAUUUGGCAUCCCUCAAGCAGCAGUUGAUUCAGUAAAUCAAAAUAAAGUUGGUUUAAAGGGCCCACUGAUGACACCAAUUGGCAAGGGUCACCGAUCAUUAAAUUUGCAAUUGCGUAAAGAAUUCAAUUUAUAUGCAAAUGUUCGGCCUUGUCGCUCAUUAGAAGGCUACAAAACCCUUUAUGAUGAUGUUGAUGUUGUAACUAUUCGAGAAAACACCGAAGGUGAAUAUUCUGGAAUCGAGCACGAAAUUGUCGAUGGGGUCGUUCAAAGUAUCAAACUAAUCACGGAAGAUGCUUCGAUGCGAGUCGCUGAUUAUGCCUUCCAGUAUGCCAAAGACAAUAAUCGUUCGAAAGUAACUGCCGUACACAAAGCAAAUAUAAUGCGUAUGUCAGACGGGCUUUUCUUGCGCUGUUGUCGUCGAGUUGCCGCCAAAUAUCCAGAAGUUAAAUUUGAAGAAAAAUAUUUGGACACAGUUUGUUUAAAUAUGGUACAAGAUCCAUCUCAAUACGACGUAUUGGUCAUGCCAAAUUUGUACGGAGAUAUUCUUUCCGAUAUGUGCGCGGGAUUGGUUGGUGGUCUUGGCUUGACUCCUUCAGGAAAUAUGGGAUUAAAUGGUGCAUUGUUCGAAUCUGUCCAUGGAACCGCUCCCGAUAUAGCUGGAAAAGAUUUGGCUAACCCAACGGCUCUUUUGUUAUCGGCUGUGAUGAUGUUACGACACAUGAAGUUAAAUACGCAUGCCGAUAAAAUCGAAGCUGCUUGUUUUGCCGUAAUCAAGGAGGGCAAAUUCUUGACUGGUGAUCUUGGUGGCAAGGCCAAAUGCUCUGAAUAUACAAAUGAAAUUUGUUCACGGUUGUAAAGUGUGUCAAAUUCUGAAAUCAACAUACACUACAUUGUGUUACCGAA
Messenger RNA from Contarinia nasturtii (swede midge), 1206 nucleotides. RefSeq names its product probable isocitrate dehydrogenase [NAD] subunit alpha, mitochondrial (gene Idh3a). The transcript has 5 exons. Gene Ontology annotation, molecular function: magnesium ion binding; isocitrate dehydrogenase (NAD+) activity; NAD binding. The record is from RefSeq and is a predicted model, not a curated record. Gene Ontology annotation, cellular component: mitochondrion. Bases 47 to 1159 code for a protein of 370 amino acids. NCBI's taxonomy places the organism in Eukaryota, Metazoa, Arthropoda, Insecta, Diptera, Cecidomyiidae. Gene Ontology annotation, biological process: isocitrate metabolic process; tricarboxylic acid cycle.